AUGUCCAGGAAGAGAAGAGGUGAACUCAGCCUCACAAACACUAGUGAGAUAUUUAUAUAUGGUACUACUGGUCUAUGGGACUAAACUUAAGACCCACAGGGAACCCAGUUUAGCUAACCUUGGCUACUAUCGUACAACGAGUACUCCUCCACUCCUGUCUGGAUAACGACGCUCACUCACUCUUACUGUCAUGCGCCAUUUGUAGUCCUCUUGUGAGAUAAAUUACCAUUUAUGUCACAUGCAUUUCACAUAGAGGUCACAACAUGGGGUCAAGCAUGACAGAGCAAGGAAGAGAAUGCUGGGGUUAACCAUUCUACUAAUGAAUUCCAACCCAGCCCCUACACAUUCAUGUAGAUCUGAAAGGAAUGUACAGAUACUGGAUAAGUAUUAUGAUAAAUGGACAAUCAUAAUAGUGAUACAUGAUGCAUGAUGUGGGUGUGUUUUUUCUUAGGGGAGUGGAGACAUGGAGGACACACCCUUCUCUUGGCGAGACCGCAGUGUGAGGGAGGGGACAUAUUGAUAUAUAAGCAGGUCCCUCUGUUGGCGCUCUACAAACUUGCACUGCUGUGGGAUUAUUAUCAAACACUGUGACAUAUUCAGGACAGAGUUUUUGAGUACGAGCAGGUACAUAUUCUAUGUCUUCUUAUGUAUUCUCAGCAAACACACAAAAAAUUAUUGUUGAAACAUACUGUGAGAAAAUAAUCAGGUUAUUAGACAUUCAGUGGAAGAUGAUAGAAUGGAUGUCUGCAGAGCAAGUUAAACUGUCAUAAUUAUAUCAGUUCAGGUAUAAUGUAUUAUUCUAUUAAUGAUGCUAAGUCUUUGGGCGGCUGGUAGCUUAGUGGAGAGAGCGUGUGCAGUAACCCAAAGGUCGCUGGUCUAAUCCCGAGGCACUAGGCUGAAAUCUUGUCGAUGUGCCUGACAAGGCAUACCCUAAUUGCUUUCAUUAAGGUCGCUCUGGAUAAAGCCCGCUAAAUGACUAAAAUGUAAUGUAAAUGUUAUAUUCUGACUAGGAUGGACUGCAGUGGCUUUGCUGAGCUGUGACUCUGUGCCAGCGCAGAAGUAGGAAGAGAAUGAACAGACUCAAAUGGAUAGGACAGAGGGUUGAGUGGUGCUGUUUUUCAUUUCAGAAUCAGAAUCACCUUUAUUCGCAUUUACAAGUACAUUUACAGGUACCAGGAAUUUGACCUGUUCAAUUGGUGCUGACCACAAUAAACAGAAUAUACAGACAGGAUAUAUAGAUGAAGAAUUUACACACAAUCCACAUACACUACCAGUCAAAAGUUUGGACACACCUACUCAUUCAAGGGUUUUUCUUUAUUUUUACUAUUUUUUACAUUGUAGAAUAAUAGCGAAGACGUCAAAACUAUAACACAUGGAAUCAUGUAGUAACCAAAAAAGUGUUAAACAAAUCAAAAUAUAUUUAAUAUUUGAGAUUCUUCAAAUAGCCACCCUUUACCUUGAUGACAGCUUUGCACACUCUUAGCAUUCUCUCAACCAGCUUCAUGAGGUAGUCAUCUGGAAUGCAUUUCAAUUAACAGGUGUGCCUUGUUAAAAGUCCAUUUGUGGUAUUUCUUUCCUUCUUAAUGCGUUUGAGCCAAUCAGUUGUGUUGUGACAAGGUAGGGGGGUAUAAAGAAGAUAGCCCUAUUUGGUAAAAGACCAAAUUAUAUUAUGGCAAGAACAGCUCAAAUAAGCAAAGAGAAACGACAGUGCAUCGUUACUUUAAGACAUGAAGGUCAGUUAAUAUGGAACAUUUCAAGAACUUUGAAAGUUUCUUCAAGUGCAGUCGCAAAAACCAUCAAGCGCUAUGAUGAAACUGGCUUUCAUGAGGACCACCACAGGAAUGGAAGACCCAGAGUUACCUCUGCUGCAGAGGAUAAGUUCAUUAGAGUUACCAGCCUCAGAAAUUGCAGCCCAAAUAAAAAGUCACAGACACAUCUCAACAUCAACUGUUCAGAGGGGACUGUGUAAAUCAGGCCUUCAUGGUUGAAUUGCUGCAAAGAAACCACUACUAAAGGACACCAAUAAGAAGAAGAGACCUGCUUGGUCCAAGAAACACGAGCAAUUGACAUUAGACCGGUGGAAAUGUGUCCUUUGGUCUGGAGUCCAAAUUGGAGAUUUUUGGUUCCAACCGGCGUCUUUGUGAGACGCGGUGUGGGUGAACGGAUGAUCUCCGCAUGUGUAUUUCCCACCGUAAAGCAUAGAGGAGGAGGUUGUUAUGGUAUGGGGGUGCUUUGCUGGUCACUCUGUCUGUGAUUAAUAUAGAAUUCAAGGCACACUUAACCAGCAUGGCUACCACAGCAUUCUGCAGCGAUACGCAAUCCCAUCUGGUUUGGGCUUAGUGGGACGAUCAUUUGUUUUUCAACAGGACAAUGACCCAACACACCUCCAGGCUGUGUAAGUGCUAUUUUAACAAGAAGGAGAGUGAUGGAGUGCUGCAUCAGAUGACCUGGCCUCCACAAACACCUGACCUCAACCCAAUUGAGAUGGUUUGGGAUGAGUCGGACGGCAGAGUGAAGGAAAAGCAGCCAACAAGUGCUCAGCAUAUGUGGGAACUCCUUCAAGAUGGUUGGAAAAGCAUUCCAGGUGAAGCUGGUUGAGAGAAUGCCAAGAGUGUGCAAAGCUGUCAUCAAGGCAAAUGGUGGAUAUUUGAAGAAUCUCAAAUAUAAAAUAUGUUUUAAUUUGUUUAACACUUUUUUGGUUACUACGUGAUUCCAUAUGUGUUAUUUCAUAGUUUUGAUGUCUUCAUUAUUAUUCUACAAUGUAGAAAAUAGUAAAAAUAAAGAAAAACCCUUGAAUGAGUAGGGUGUGUCCAAACUUUUGACUGGUAUUGUAUAGUAUAUAGAUACAGCAAAAACAGAGCAAUCACACAUUCUGGUUGGCCCCUCUUAGGAGGUGAAUCAUCCUCAGCAGUCACAAUUUGCUCUUUCUCUCUUAUUAUUGCAUUCCUUUGUUGCUAACGUAUUCUUUAUACAUGAUAAGGACAGGGUAGACAGGAAUCAGCACAGGGAUUUUGAAGAAUUGUUAGAAGUAGAACUAAGUACAAAACACUAUAAAGAAAACAUUAACAACUUCCCUUGUUCAUGCCACUGCAGCAGAGAAGGUAAACACCAGAGUCUGUGCCAACCUCACCCUAGUGUUGGACAACUGGAAGUUUGCCAUCAUGACCCAAGUCAAAGACCUUCUUCUCAACGACCACAGCACUGUGCUGCCUGAUUACGGGAGGUGGGUAGAAUCCUGUGUAGAUAUGUUUAGUAGGUUUUUAGAUCAGAAGUUCAUUGGUGAGCUCAGACAAUGAACAUACUGUAUGAUUUGAUAAAUAGAAAGGUAAGAUACAGUGAAGUAUCUAUUACAUAGCCCAUUACUUUGGACAUGUAACUUUAGCUUUAGUGUUUGUCAGUCAGAUCCCUUUGCUAUAACAGACACAAUAAGACUCUAUAAAAAUAACUUGUUUUUGAACUUUAAUGGACUAUACUUUUCUUUUUUCCUCAUGACACUUUUUUUCUCCUCACCCCGCACAAUCACUCCCUUCCUCCAGGAUCCCUCCUCUAUCAGAUGCCUUAGGAGACCUCUACAAGGAAUUCAAUGCCCUGAAGGAGCGCCUGGGGGAGCUGACCACCAAGUUUGAGGGCGUCGAGGCCUUCGUGGACGACGUGAGGGCAGGAAGAAGCCCCACCCAGAGCAGAGCAGAGCCCCACCCACUGACGCCAGAGGAGGAGAGCCAGAGCACCAUGCUGACCGGAACUGGAGAGGGAACCGGUACCGGCUCCGGUAUUAGACCACAGGGACGUAGGAACCGGGUGGUGGUCCGGAGAGUCAAGAUACCUGCUAAUGGUGCCCAGGUCUAA
Coregonus sp. 'balchen' is the source of this 3846-nucleotide messenger RNA. Lineage: Eukaryota; Metazoa; Chordata; Actinopteri; Salmoniformes; Salmonidae. The record is from the annotation of a GenBank genome assembly.